GCUUGAUGAGUAUAUAAGCUAACAGAAAGAAGGCCCUUCUCCAUAGUACAGAGUACUUAGUUCUAGGUAAUAGUUAAAUGAUUGAAAUACUAGUUCUUGAUUUUGCGAGUAAAAAUAUUGGGGAACCGUGCAUAAGGGAUGAGUAGUAAAAUUAUUGAGUGUAACUUUGUGUUUGAAUCUUUACAUAAGAACUUGCGUCUCAUCUUCACACACCCAGCCUUAUACCUCCAAUGUAACCCAAAAUUGCAAAUAUCUCUAAUGUAACCCUAAAUUGCAUAUACCUCUGGUUAAGAAUCAGGCCUUGCAAGGACAGGUGCUCAAGCUUGAUCAAGUGCCUCCACACGCAUCUUGAAAGUUCUAGGAACUAGUGGAGUGGUAAGAUGUAACUCACGUGGAUCUGUCAACUAAUAAUCAACCGGUUAGUUGAUAUGACCCUAUGUAAAUAGUGCAAAUAAAUAUAUAAAUGUCACCAAAGGUGUCUUCAUGGUCUCUGCCCCAAAAAUCAAGAAAGAGAGAUAAAGCUUUACAACAUAUGAUCUAAUGACAAAUCCUUGAUUGUUAUAUGAUCCUCAUAUGAUUGCUAUUUAUGAUUUCUAUAUGAUAAUCAUACACAGUCUAAAAAAGGCAUGAAUUUCAAUUAUUAGAUGGCAAAUAAACAGUUAGAGUAAAUUUCAAUUACUCUAACUGUUUAUUUUUACAAGAUUAAUGUGUUAACUGUCAAUAAAGCAUUUCUAAACAUUUUUUCUAUGUGCUCAAUUUGAUGAUUGGAAUUAGUUGGAAACGGUGCCUGGGGAGGCUUGAGCCCCCUCCCCCAUAAUUGUUAAACUGUAGUAUAUUUCCUUUAUAACAGUCACCCCUCCAGUAAGAAUUUCGUUCCGACGGCACUGAAUAUAAAUAUAUAAAUAUAAUUUUAGUGCAAAAACUUCUUCUGUUGUUAGGUUGAAAGGUGGCACACUGGCCAAAGCCUCUUUUGGGAACAAAUUUGUCAUUUUUUGAAUUCCCCAAAAACACACCACCAAUCACUUGUCCCUGACUUGAGCUAUUCUACUACAAAGGGUCCUCCGGUUUUACUAAGCUAUGGAAUCACUCAAAACGCGCAGUAGUGAUGAACUGAAACUGAACUGAGCCAGAACGACUCAUAACCAGUAAGCGAAGGGAAAGUCCCUUGCAGAAAUAUUUAAGCGACUUUCCUUCAAAGACUGCACUUAAUUGAGUUUUGGCACGGGUGCAGUGAAGACGUCUAUGUAAACUUGCUUUUAAACGUAGACACAUCGUCUUGUUGCAUUAGUAAUAGAGAAAACACUGAAUUUAAAGAAGAAGAAAUAGCUAAUAGCACCCUUCAGUUGCUGGUUGUCACGAUUGCUGGUGGCAAGAUGAGUUGGCCUUUGUCUUUUUCAUUGGUGAUGCUUGUCAUUCACCGCUUACACAGUGAAAAGAUAGAAAUAAGUUGCAUUAGAGAAGUGAGGUUGCAAGGCUUCAUAGACCCGCAAUCUGGCACUCAGCUACCUUGCUACAAUGAAGAUGGAGAUAGUAACUGCAAAAUCGUCUUGUUUGGAUCGGAACGUCUUCAGUGCCUGAAGAAAUGUUGUCCUAAAAAAAGCAGUUCAACGAAGAAGCCCAUGUCAGGAGCUCUAUAUAUUGUAAAAUAUGCGAACAUUUCAUCUAAUGGUAGGAAGUCAUUGAAGAUUAAUUCAAGAUUAGUAUCACCAGCCUGGAGAGAUGUAGCAAUAUUCUUUAUGUGUGUUAUAUUACUGAUCCUGAUUGGCUUGCUUGCAUAUUGCUGUUGCAAAAACAAAAAAGUAAAAAUAGGAAAACCAGAAGAGGAUUUGAGUCCCCAUGAUGCAACACCUAUUGUGGCAGUUUAAAAGAUCCACCAGAUGAAGAAAAGAGGACCAAAAUGAAUUGAGUUAAGAAGAACUAAAAGUGAUUUGCCAACUUCUGUUUGCAUAGUCUGUGACUAUGAUAACUGGGUUGUUUUCAACCUAGCCAUUAGCUCUUUAGGAAUAGACCAAUUUUUAUCACUGUUGUUAGUGAAAAAAUGAAGCAGUUUCCAGUGUUUGAUUUUAGGUGUUAGGGCAGGCGCGCAACCAGAAAUUUCAGAGGGCAGGGGUCCAAGACACAAAAAGGGCACUAAUUAAACUUCAUUAAAGGUCCACCGGGGCAUUUUUGCCACCACACCCUUGCAAAUAGCUUAAAUUCACUAAUUCGUUUAAGAUGUUUUACUUUUUAAUUGUAAUUUUGUUACUUUUAAUAAAUUCCAUUUAAAAACGGAAUUCAUUGCUUUGUGAGGCUCCCUAGACCUCGAGGCCCUAGGGCAGUUUGCCCCUUUUUUCCCCUCUCGGCGACCCUGCUGUCAUCUCCUUUUCCCAGCGCCAGCUCACUUUUGAAUAGCAGCCCAUCAUCUUCCAUAUCCGAAGACAUUUUGCUCUUUGAAAUAUUAUUAUUGAAUUCUUUGCUUCGCAUUACAGUGGGAGGAGGUUGAACAGUUCCACGAGCCUUGCCUUCAGCUGGUUUCUGUCUCCAAGUCUUGCUUUCAGCUGAUUUGUAAUACUGACAAGGAACGGAACAGCUGAACAUCAACUUUUUGUGCCAUCUUUACUGCUUGCUAAUACCAGUCCGGGAAUAUUUCUCUGCAUUCGCUCGUUUCAUGCAAAGGUUUUCUAUGACCCUGUCAACUAUGUGACAGGCUUGAAAAAUGUCUUGGUUUCUUUCUUGUAACUUCUUACCAGAGGUCGUAGAGGCUCUAUCCCGUUCAAAAUAUUGUGCCUUUAUUUUGGUUUUUGAGUCCCAGAACCAUUCUUCUUCAAAGCCAGUGCGUGGCGCAUCAUAAAACACGCUGUAGAGUUGGGGCUUGAAGAUAUACUCUAUUACUGCAACAUGAUGACGUUCGACCCAACAAGUACGUGAAAAAUUGACUAAAUAAUUUAUCUGUAUUCCUGCGAGGUCCAUUACAUCUCCGGAGUGUGUCAUUUACUGUAUGACCAACCAUUUUAGCGUAAUAAUCAAAAUAUUCAAGCAAUUUUCCAAGAAAAGGCACUUUUCCCCUUUUGAGAAAAAGGGCAGGGGUCUGGACCCCCAGGACCCACCCCCCCCCCCCCCCCGUAGUUGCGCGCCUGUAGGGCUAAGAUGUUAUUCUCUUGAGGCAAGUAUAGGGACUUGAAAUAUGACAUUCUUUAUAAUGCAUUUAGAUUUAUGUAAAUGGUGAUGUGUGUAAGCCAUGAAAUGAUUUUUAAACUCUCCCUCCACUCUUUGGCCAAUUCAUUCUUCUAUCAAACUCCCCUAUAUUCAUCGGCAAAUGCCAUCUCUUGUCUUGCCUUCCCUCCAUUCAUUGGUCAAUUUGUUGAAGUAAACAUUAGUAGACAUGAAGAACACUGAGAUUGAUGGGGCUUAGGCAACCCAACCCCUCUGGAAAUGUCCUAGAAUACAGUUAAGCUAAUACAUUGAAUUGCAUUUCCCUUUUUUCUUUCACUUACUGAAAUCUUUUCAGUACCCCUAUCCUUAAUCCAUAAUUUUGCCUUACAACCCCAAGCAAAAUUUUACCUGGGAUUGUAGGGGCUGGAUUCAUUCAUUCUGGGUUUCUACCUUGCUAUCAUCCAGUUAUCGGAAUAUAAAUUUGUUAAUUGUAAAAUAUAGUAUAUCCUUAAAUAAAUAAAUGGACUAGAUGAUCCAGUAAAUAAACUCUCCUCCAAAUAUUCCACUAAAUUUUCCUUUUUUAAAGUUUUCAUGCAUCUAGAUGUGACCCUUUGCCAAAGAUUGCCAAAAAGAAAAUUUAGAAAGCUUUUUCCUAUAAGUAAAAGAGAGCAUGUCAGGAGCCCAUUCUAAGUAGUGUUGUAUUUGUUUAUGUUUGUAUUUAAUAAGAAUAUUUCGUAUUCAGGCACAUUAAAAAGUUGUAUAUAUAUUUUCACUGUGUUAAAUUUUGGGUAAAUUUUUGUGAUCAAUUCAUAUCAAUAGAUGUGAUUUUUAUAGAA
Molecule: messenger RNA, 3968 nt
Organism: Rhopilema esculentum
Lineage: Eukaryota; Metazoa; Cnidaria; Scyphozoa; Rhizostomeae; Rhizostomatidae
Source: RefSeq, a predicted model, not a curated record